AUGCGUUCCUUGUUGUCCGUGCUGUGGGCACCAUGGAGCUCCUGGAAUGCGAGACGGCUGGACGGCCCUCUGCAGCCUCCGUCUGGGUCUGUGGAUUUCGGGUUCAUUCAAAGAGCCCGUGUCUGUGAGAAUUCACGGGACCUGCGAGCUUCAGCUUCUGUAUCGCUGCCCCAAGGGACGCUGGAAGAAUGUGCACGUGCCGUCGCCGGCCCUGGUAUCACGGGUGGACUCUGUGCUUCAAGCGGGUACUUCCAGUUUCGGGACCACCCUGGCGGCGGCUGCCAUUGUGCCCGGGACGAUUGCAUCACCAGGCAAACCGAUUCAGCCUGGAGCAUAUACCUCGUGUCGCAAACAGCUGCACCUGUGGGAUUCCGCAAGAUGCAGGAAGGCAAGCAUUGCUCCAACCACUUGAACUUGCGCGCGGUGGCCGGCCGCUGGACCCGCGGGACCUUAAAGGCAUGCUUGCUGCUGGUGGCCAGCCGAGGCACGGAGUAUGGCUGCAAGUCCGAGUACUUUCACUACAGGGCGACCAACGGAGACUGUGGCUGUGCCAUAGAUACCUGCGACGCUCAAACUUCCAAUGUCCUCUGGACCAUCUAUGUGGUGGAGAAAGGUGCAACUGCUACUCCUCUGGUGCCUAUGCCAUCUCCCGUCUAUUCAUUGGUGCAAGAGGGGCACCACUGCUCCUCGUACUUGAACUUACGGGUCGCCGGGCUCUGGCCGGGCAGUGGCAGCCUCGAGGAGUGUCGGCAGCUUGCAGUGGGCGCGGGGGUCGACGCAGGCUGCUCCGGCAGUUUCUUCCAAUAUGCCAGCAACGAGGACUGUGGCUGCGCCCGGGACAACUGUAACGAGAAGACGGAAGAGAGCAACUGGGCCAUCUACAAAUCCACGGCGCCCCAUCUUUGGAAGAUGGGAGUCCACUGCAGGGACUAUGUCAACCUGCAAAGUUUCUCGCUCUGGAGCGUCCCUGGCUCCCUCGAGAGCUGCCGCGUCCUUGCCGCGGCACGCACCGGCAAUGAGUGUGCUGGUACAUACUUUCAGUAUGCCAGUAACAUCGGCGACUGUGGUUGCGCCACUAUGAUCAGUGGGGGUGACUGCCAAGACUUGACUCCGGACAUGAACUGGGACAUCUACAUCUUGAACGUCGUGCCGACUGCGAGUGCGGGCAGCGGCUUCGGCAUGGGGAGCUUGAGGUUCACAUUGGGCCUCGUGAUUGCUUUCCUCACUCUCUGA
Symbiodinium sp. CCMP2456 is the source of this 1233-nucleotide messenger RNA. Lineage: Eukaryota; Dinophyceae; Suessiales; Symbiodiniaceae. The record is from the annotation of a GenBank genome assembly.